UCUCAAGACUGUCACGAUGAAUCCAAAACCAGACCUCGAAAAGAGUAACACUAACGAUGGCUCAGAAGUACGGGCUGAGCCCAUCCUCGCAACGGGCUCUGGCCUGCAGCGUCGACUGGGAAACCGCCAGAUCCAAUUAAUCGCCAUUGGAGGCUCAAUCGGUACGGCGACCUUCGUCUCUAUCGGCGGCGGCCUGGCCAAGGGCGGUUCAGGAUCUCUUCUGAUCUCUUGGUUCAUCCACUGCUGUUUUCUGGCGAUGGUCAAUAACUGCCUGACGGAGAUGUCCGUAUACCAGCCGGUCGAGGGAGGGUUUAUCCGCUUGGCCGGUAAAUGGGUCGAUGAUGCCUGGGGUUUCAUGGCUGGCUGGAACUUCUUCUUGUACGAGGCGCUGCUGAUCCCGUUCGAGAUUACGGCCAUCAAUGUGGUCUUGACCUACUGGAGGGACGAUAUUCCCGUGUGGAGUAUUUGUUUAGCAUGUGUUAUAAUCUAUGGGCUUUUGAAUAUCCUCGCCGUCCGGGCAUACGGAGAAGCCGAGUUCUGGCUCUCCGGCGGAAAAGUGAUCCUCAUCCUCAUGCUCUUCGCGUUUACGUUCGUCACCAUGGUCGGCGGGAACCCGCAGCACGACGUAUACGGGUUUAGGAACUGGAACAAGCCCGGCGCAUUCGCCGAAUACCUCAGCCACGGUAACCUUGGUCGUUUUGAGGGUUUCCUCGCCUGCCUCUGGUCUGCCGGGUUUGCCUGCGUCGGACCCGAGUAUAUCUCCAUGGUGGCAGCGGAGGCCAAACACCCUCGCAGAUACAUUAGAGCGGCCUUCCAGACCGUGUAUUUCCGAUUCAUUGUGUUCUUCAUAGGCUCGGCCCUUUGCUGCGGUAUUGUCGUCUCCUAUGCGGAUCCCACCCUACGCGCCAUCCAUUUCGGUGACGGUGAAGGCUCCGGCACCGCCGCCGCCUCGCCCUAUGUAAUAGCCAUGAAAAACAUGUCUAUCGAAGGCCUACCGCAUGUCGUCAACGCCCUCCUGAUCACCUCCAUUUUCAGCGCCGGAAACACCUACACCUAUACAGCGACCCGUAUCCUGCAUUCCCUAGCCCUAGAAGGCCGAGCCCCACGCAUCCUCCGCAAGUGUACCAAGCAGGGCGUCCCUAUCUACUGCUUCCUUGUUGUAAUGAUCUUCCCGUUUUUGUCCUUCCUCCAAAUGGGCGACAGUUCCUCCACGGUCCUCACCUGGCUCACAAACAUCAUCACGGCUGCCGGUCUUAUCAACUACGUCAUCAUCACCCUUACGUACAUCUUCUUCUACCGUGCGACUGUUGCCCAAGGAUUCGACCGCUCCACGCUCCCUUACACUGGUUGGUUCCAGCCGUACUGCGGCUACCUCGGCUUUGCGUGGAUGUUUACCGUGGUCUGCUGUUUCGGCUACGAGAGUUUCACCCCCUGGAGUGUAGAGACCUUCUUCACCAACUACACGAUGGUCCUUCUUGCGCCGGUCCUGUUUCUGGGCUGGAAAUUGGUGAAACGGACCAGAUUUGUCACACCGCUUGAGACAGAUCUGAUCUGGGAGGCGCCUGAGAUUGAUCUGUACGAGGAGGAGCUCAGUGUGGUUGAGCCAUCGGUGAGCUUCUGGCAGGAGAUGUCGGGGUCUCUUAAAUGGAAGAGGAAGUAG
Molecule: messenger RNA, 1660 nt
Organism: Aspergillus nidulans FGSC A4
Lineage: Eukaryota; Fungi; Ascomycota; Eurotiomycetes; Eurotiales; Aspergillaceae
Exons: 2
Coding region: 17-1660 (547 amino acids)
Biological process (GO): transmembrane transport
Cellular component (GO): membrane
Source: RefSeq, a predicted model, not a curated record